UGGAGUUCGGCCAUGUUGGGUGUAUGUUACAGCAGGAAUGUGUAUAUCAACAAAGGGAUCGAACAUAAUAUGUGACUUGUGAUCAAUAAAUCCUGGCUGAUUAAUAGACGGUGUAUUUGUCAGAAGAGGUGACAAGAACAGAAAUACAUGAAGCAAAGCUAUGAAGAAAUCUUUUAAUAACAGAACCAAGGAGUCUAACUCUGAAAAAUCAAGCAUUUUAUCAGAUAACUAUAUGUUCUCAAAGGAGACCGUAAACAUAAACUCCAAACCGUUCUCGUGUUCAGAAUGUGAAAAAUCAUUUUCUUUCAUACAUCAUCUUGUUACACAUCAGAGAACUCACACAGGGGAGAAACCGUUCUCAUGUUCUGAAUGUGGAAAAUGUUUUAGUCAACAUGGAAGUCUUGUUACACAUCUGAAAACUCACACAGGAGAGAAACAAUUCACAUGUUCUGAAUGUGAAAAAGGUUUUGGGAGACAUUCAGAACUUGUCCGUCAUCAGAGAACUCACACAGGAGAGAAACUGUUCACGUGUUCUGAAUGUGAAAAAUGUUUUAGGCAGUCCUCUCAUCUUGUUGAACAUCAGAGAAUUCACACAGGAGAGACACCAUUCUCAUGCUCUGAAUGUGGAAAAUGUUUUAACCAACAUUCAAAUCUUGUCAGUCAUCAGAGAACUCACACAGGAGAGACACCAUUCUCAUGCUCUGAAUGUGGAAAAUGUUUUAACCAACAUUCAAAUCUUGUCAGUCAUCAGAGAACUCACACAGGAGAGAAACUGUUCACGUGUUCUGAAUGUGAAAAAUGUUUUAGGCAGUCCUCUCAUCUUGUUGAACAUCAGAGAAUUCACACAGGAGAGACACCAUUCUCAUGCUCUGAAUGUGGAAAAUGUUUUAACCAACAUUCAAAUCUUGUCAGUCAUCAGAGAACUCACACAGGAGAGACACCAUUCUCAUGCUCUGAAUGUGGAAAAUGUUUUAACCAACAUUCAAAUCUUGUCAGUCAUCAGAGAAAUCACACAGGAGAGAAACCGUUCUCGUGUUCAGAAUGUGAAAAAUCAUUUUCUUUCAAACAUACUCUUGUUACACAUCAGAGAACUCACACAGGAGAGAAACCGUUCUCGUGUUCAGAAUGUGAAAAAUCAUUUUCUUUCAGAUAUCAUCUUGUUACACAUCAGAGAACUCACACAGGGGAGAAACCGUUCUCAUGUUCUGAAUGUGGAAAAUGUUUUAGUCAACAUGGAAGUCUUUGUACACAUCUGAAAACUCACACAGGAGAGAAACCAUUCACAUGUUCUGAAUGUGAAAAAGGUUUUGGGAGACAUUCAGAACUUGUCCGUCAUCAGAGAGCUCACACAGGAGAGAAACUGUUCACGUGUUCUGAAUGUGGAAAAUGUUUUGUCAAUAAAGCAGAUCUUGUCCGUCAUCAGAGAACUCACACAGUAGAGAAACCAUUUUCAUGUUCUGAAUGUGGAAAAUGUUUUAUCCACAAAGCUGAGCUUAUCUGUCAUCAGAGAACUCACACAGGAGAGAAACUGUUCACGUGUUCUGAAUGUGGAAAAUGUUUUGUCAAUAAAGCAGAUCUUGUCCGUCAUCAGAGAACUCACACAGGAGAGAAACCAUUUUCAUGUUCUGAAUGUGGAAAAUGUUUUAGGCAGUCCUCACAUCUUGUUGAACAUCAGAGAACUCACACAGGAGAGAAACCGUUUUCAUGUUCUGAAUGUGGAAAAUGUUUUAUCACAAAUGCAAAGCUUGUCCGUCAUCAGAGAACUCACACAUGUGAGGUGAUUUUAUAAUUCAUCUAUGGAUUAUUAUUGUGAUUUUUUUCUAAUGCUGACACAAUAAAUAG
This is a messenger RNA of Pelobates fuscus (common spadefoot toad), 1842 nucleotides long. RefSeq names its product oocyte zinc finger protein XlCOF7.1-like. The coding region runs from base 161 to 1789 and encodes 542 amino acids. NCBI's taxonomy places the organism in Eukaryota, Metazoa, Chordata, Amphibia, Anura, Pelobatidae. The record is from RefSeq and is a predicted model, not a curated record. The transcript is spliced from 2 exons.